Aegilops tauschii subsp. strangulata is the source of this 1551-nucleotide messenger RNA. The record is from RefSeq and is a predicted model, not a curated record. NCBI's taxonomy places the organism in Eukaryota, Viridiplantae, Streptophyta, Magnoliopsida, Poales, Poaceae.
AUGAGUACUUUUCAUCCAAGUCUGUGGGGUGAUUUCUUCCUUACUUACCAGCCCCCGUCUUCAGCGCAGCUACCUCAAAUGAAAGAAAGAGCAGGAGCGUUAAGGGAACAAGUAAGGGCGAUGAUAAAAGAUUCAAAUGAAAUACCAAAAAUAUUAGAUCUUAUAAUGACGCUAGAACGACUUGGUUUGGACUACCAUUAUGAGAAUGAGAUCAACCAGCAACUCAACGUUGUUUUCAACUCGGAUUACGAUGAUAAUAAUCUACACUUGGUUUCACUUUGGUUUUAUCUUCCAAAAAAUGGAUAUGAUGUGCCAUCAGAUGUAUUCCAAAAAUUUCAAGACCGAAAAGGAGAUUUUGUGAAUGUUGAUACAACAAGUUUGCUAAGCUUAUACAAUGCGGCAUAUCUGAGGACCCAUGGUGAGGAACUAUUAGAUGCGGCUAUCUCUUUCGCCAAAAGACGUCUUCUGUGUGAUUUAGAACUGGAAUCACCUUAUGCAAAGGAAGUGUGUUCUACCCUAGAUACACCUCUUUUUAGAAGGGUUGGAAUAUUAGAAACAAGAAGUUACAUAUCCAAGUAUGAAAAUGAUUCUAUACGAAAUGAAGCCAUACUUGAGAUUGCAAAACUGAAUUUUAACAUUCUACAUAUUCAUUUCUGUGAGGACUUAAAAGAUGUCACACUGUGGUGGAAGGAGCUCUAUGGUAAAUCCAAUUUGAGUUUAGUUAGAGAACGAAUAGUAGAAGUGUAUUUCUGGAUGAAUGGGGCAUGCUACAAACCUCAAUAUUCUCAUUCGAGAAUUAUACUGACGAAGAUCACAGCUUUCAUUACCAUUGUAGACGAUAUAUUUGACACAUAUGGUAGUACCAAAGAGAGUAUGCAACUUCAAGAAGCAAUUAAAAGGUGGGAUGAAAGUGCAGUAGCUCUGCUUCCAAAGUACAUGAAGAAUUUCUACCUGUAUUUACUAGAGACAUUUGCUUCCUUCGAGGCGGAGUUAGGAGUUGACAAGACCUACCGUGUGUUUUACCUAAAAGAAACGCUGAAGCAAUUAGUUCAAGUAUACGCCGAUGAACUAAAAUGGCGCGAUGAACAUUAUGUGCCGAAAACAAUGAGCGAACAUCUUGAAGUUUCAUCUACAAGCAUUGGACCCUACCUGCUAGCUUGUGCUGAGAUAACAUCAGAGAAGACUUUCAAGUGGGUUCUGGAAAGUCCACAACUAAUCAUCUUUGGUAUAUUUGUCCGUCUCUCAAAUGAUAUAGUGUCAACCAAGCGUGAGCAAAUAGGGGACCACUGCGGCUCUACCAUCCAAUGUUACAUGAAGGAGCAUAAGACAACAAUGCAUGAUGCUUGCCAGCAGAUAAAAGAACUCGCUGAAGAUUCAUGGAAGGAUAUGUUACAACAUUCUUUUGCUACAACAAAUCAACCAAUGGUUGUGACACGAACAAUACUUAAUCUUGCUAAGACUGCGGGUAAUAUGUACAAACAUAACGAUGCAUACACUACUGCAGACACAAUCAAAGAUGCGAUAAGGCUGAUCUUUGUGGAGCCGAUAUAA